AUGAUGCUUCCUCUUCCCAUGCACCCGGUGCCGGCACCGAGGCCGGUUCCGCAGCGAUAUAUACAACGAGUGGAUGCCGAUCCGUCCAUCCCACCCAACAACACAAUUUAUGUCAAGAAUCUGAACGACCGUGUGAAGAUUAAACUUAUGAGAGUUCAGCUCCGCGAAGUGUUUGGUCGAUUUGGGAAAAUCCUCGAUGUCGUAGCCCUGACGUCCUUCUGGCGCAGGGGGCAGGCGUUCAUCGUGUUUGAGACCGUUGAAGCAGCACAGAAUGCGUUGAAUGACAUGCAAGGCUUCAUGUUCCACGGGCACGCUAUGCAGAUCAAUUUCGCCAGAGAAAAGAGUGACAUCAUCAGCAAGGCAGAUGGUACCUUCAAGCCCAGGCCUCCGGGCCCCAAGAAACCAAGAGCGAUCAAGGAACGCGAGGAAAUGCAAAGAAAGAUAUUCGAGAAGCUACAGAGUGAUUAUUUGGCUGGCACCUUGGAGGGGAUGACGCAGCCAGGAGACCCCAAACUCAUACAAGCCCUUCAGUCUGCUCAGGCCAGGAUGCACGACCUAACACGAUCGCAGCCCGCUGGUGCCGAAGUACUAGGCAAGCCAGUUUCUCACAUUACUACCUCCGCCGGCCCCAAGGGGUUGCCAAAUCGCACACUAUUCGUGGAGGGAUUGCCGGAAGGCGUUGGUGUGUCCGAAGUCAAUGCCGUUUUUGGUGGCUCCCUUGGCUUUGUGGAGGCCAGGGUCAUCGCUGCCAGGCGUGUGGCUUUUGUCGAUUUCGACAACGAAUUCAACGCCGGUUACUGCAUGCAGGCGUUGCAGGGCCAUGUCAUGGGCAAUUCUACCAUAAGCAUCAGUUACGCGAAGCGUUGA
Molecule: messenger RNA, 867 nt
Organism: Babesia bigemina
Lineage: Eukaryota; Apicomplexa; Aconoidasida; Piroplasmida; Babesiidae
Product: U2 small nuclear ribonucleoprotein B', putative
Exons: 1
Coding region: 1-867 (288 amino acids)
Molecular function (GO): RNA binding
Source: RefSeq, a predicted model, not a curated record